Messenger RNA from Thyridium curvatum, 1098 nucleotides. RefSeq lists its product as uncharacterized. Gene Ontology annotation, cellular component: fungal-type vacuole membrane; proton-transporting V-type ATPase, V0 domain; vacuolar proton-transporting V-type ATPase complex. Gene Ontology annotation, biological process: vacuolar acidification; vacuolar transport; proton transmembrane transport. Bases 1 to 1098 code for a protein of 365 amino acids. NCBI's taxonomy places the organism in Eukaryota, Fungi, Ascomycota, Sordariomycetes, Thyridiales, Thyridiaceae. Gene Ontology annotation, molecular function: proton-transporting ATPase activity, rotational mechanism. The transcript is spliced from 3 exons. The record is from RefSeq and is a predicted model, not a curated record.
AUGGAAGGGCUUUUGUUCAACGUGGACAAUGGCUACAUUGAAGGCAUUGUUCGCGGAUACCGCAACGGCCUGUUGACGAGCGCCAACUAUAGCAACAUGGUCCAGUGCGAGACGAUAGAUGACCUCAAGCUUCAACUCGGCCCCUCCUAUGGCGACUUCCUCGCUUCUCUCCCUCCCAACCCAUCCACCUCAACGCUAGCAGCAAAGACAACCGACAAGCUUGUGUCGGAAUUCAAGUAUGUGCGGGCAAACGCCGUCGGGUCCCUGGCCAAGUUCAUGGACUACCUCACCUACGGCUACAUGAUCGACAAUGUUGCCCUCCUUAUCACAGGCACUCUGCACGAGAGAGAUACAAGGGAACUGCUGGACCGAUGCCAUCCUCUUGGUUGGUUUGAGACGAUGCCUGUGCUCUGCGUAGCGACCAACAUCGAGGAGCUGUACAACUCGGUGCUCAUCGAGACUCCCCUGGCACCAUACUUCAAGGGAAGCCUGAGCCAUCAGGAUCUGGACGAGCUGAACAUCGAGAUUGUGCGGAACACCCUGUACAAGAACUACCUCGAGGACUUCCACAACUUUGUCAACACACAUCCUGACAUGGCAGGCACACCGACCGCCGAAGUCAUGUCUGAGAUCCUCGAGUUUGAGGCUGACCGCCGGGCGGUCAACAUCACCCUCAACUCCUUCGGCACAGAGCUGUCCAAGGCAGACCGUAAGAAGCUCUACCCCAAUUUUGGACGGCUCUACCCGGAGGGCACCUUGAUGCUUUCGCGUGCCGACGACUUCGAGGGCGUGCGUCUGGCCGUCGACGGCGUGGCAGACUUCAAGACCUUCUUCGAGGCUGCCGGCCUGGGCGGUGGCCCUGCCGGUCCCGGCAACAUGGGUGGUGGUUCCGGUUCCGAUGGUAGGAGCCUCGAGGACAUGUUCUACCAGAAGGAAAUGGAGAUUUCCAAGAGCGCCUUCACCAGGCAAUUCACCUAUGCCAUCGUCUACGCCUGGGUCAAACUUCGAGAGCAGGAAAUCCGCAACAUUACCUGGAUUGCCGAGUGCAUUGCUCAGAACCAGAAAGAGCGGAUUGGAAACUAUAUCAGUGUGUUUUAA